This is a messenger RNA of Nelumbo nucifera (sacred lotus), 6952 nucleotides long. RefSeq names its product Tetratricopeptide repeat (TPR)-like superfamily protein. Gene Ontology annotation, cellular component: cytoplasm. Gene Ontology annotation, molecular function: protein binding. Gene Ontology annotation, biological process: organelle organization. NCBI's taxonomy places the organism in Eukaryota, Viridiplantae, Streptophyta, Magnoliopsida, Proteales, Nelumbonaceae. The record is from RefSeq and is a predicted model, not a curated record.
GAGUGAUCUGUUACGCAGGGAAACGAGAGGCCUGAAAUCGCUGGCCUCACAUUCUGCGUGUGUAGAAGGACGGAGUCGCUUGGGACCUUAUCCUAUCCAUCUAUCCAUCCAUCCAUCCAUCCAUCCAUCUCCUCAACUCACACCACCAUCACCUUACCUUAAAACCCUCUCUCUCUUGCUCACACACAUUCUCUCUCUACUCCCUCUAAACCCGACCACACUCUCUUCACCUCACUUUUCUCUUCAAUCCUCUUUCCCCUUCUCUUUCUACCGCUUUUCAAUAAGAAGUGCUCCAGAAAUUCUUCAAAUUGCCCGUACUAGUUCAAAGAAACAAUAAAGUCGAAAACCAGGCAUUCGGAUUCUCAUUUGUUUCCCUCACUUCUGCUUGAUAGUUGAUGUUACAGUUGAGGAGCUUUUAUACUUCUUUCUGAUACUCAAUUUCUUUCUUGUUUCUGAUACCCAUUUCACAUUUUUGUUCUAGUCCGGUUUCACUGCUUCUCUUGUAGGAUAAGGAAUUGAUUUAUGUGGGUUCUUUCCAAUUUCUUGAUAAAUCUCUGCUCGUCUUUUAGAGAGAUUGGACUUGAUAAUUAGUAUGUUUCGAACGGUUUUGGAUCAACCACUGAAGCGUGAAGAUUGAAGGGAAGAUAAGGAUAAGAGCGGGCAACUCUGGGUUUCGAUUGAAAAGAGCUUGAAAAGAUUUACCAGGGAAGCUCCCAAUCCAGAAUAUCUCUUGUCUUGGAAGAACCAUCGCUUUUCCCAUUAAUUGAGUUGGUUUGAUGCCCGAUGGCUCCAAAAACGGGAAAAUCGAAACCCCACAAAGCCAAAGGCGAGAAGAAGAAAAAGGAAGAGAAAGUUUUUCCGACGGUUCUGGAUAUCACCGUUGAGACGCCGGACUACUCUCAGAUAACGCUCAAGGGAAUCUCGACGGACAAAAUCCUGGACGUCCGGAAGCUUUUAGCAGUCCACGUCGAAACUUGUCACUUGACCAACUACUCCUUCUCCCACGAGGUCCGAGGCCCUAGGCUGAAAGAUUCGGUGGAAAUCGUCUCCCUCAAACCUUGCGUGCUCUCUAUCGUCGAAGAGGACUACACAGAGGAACUUGCAGUUACUCAUAUUCGUCGACUUCUAGACAUUGUCGCCUGCACGACGUCCUUCGGUUCUUCCACGUCUUCUCCCAAAAAUGGUGGACCGAAAGAACCCAGUUCGAAAGAACACGGUUCGAACGAUGGCGAAGCCUUGGUUGACUCGCUUGCAGAAAAUGGAGGUGAAUCUAAUUCGAAGCAAAAAACAGGAAGCAAGCAAUCGAAUCCUGCCAUUAAUGGAAAUCAUAAAGCUGGGCAAGGCGUCAAAGCUAGCAAAGAUGGGAAGACGGAAACCAUAACUACCGUUGACUCCGGGAAGGAGAUGGCGGAGAAGGGGGACGUGGUCUCGAUGUGCCCGCCAACAAAGCUGGGCCAGUUCUACGACUUCUUCUCAUUUUCGCACCUUACUCCGCCGGUCCAGUACAUUAGGAGGUCGUCCCGUCCGUUCCUUGAGGAGAAAACCGAAGACGAUUUCUUCCAAAUCGAUGUACGAGUCUGCAAUGGGAAGCCAGUGACGAUUGUCGCUUCCCGUAAAGGGUUUUAUCCUGCUGGGAAACAUCUUUUCCUUAGUCACUCUUUGGUUAGUUUGUUGCAGCAGAUAAGCCGGGCUUUUGAUGGGGCUUACAAAUCUCUAAUGAAAGCUUUCACAGAGCACAAUAAGUUUGGAAACCUACCUUAUGGGUUUCGUGCAAACACAUGGGUUGUUCCUCCCAUUGUUGCCGAUAACCCAUCCAUUUUCCCCCUUCUUCCUACAGAGGAUGAAAGUUGGGGAGGAAAUGGGGGUGGUCAAGGAAGAGAUGGGAAGCAUGAUAACAGGCAAUGGGCAAGAGAAUUCUCAAUAUUGGCUGCCAUGCCUUGUAAGACGGCAGAAGAGAGACAAAUCCGAGAUCGAAAAGCCUUCCUACUUCACAGUCUAUUUGUCGACGUUUCAGUCUUUAAAGCUGUUGCAGCUAUCCAGCGCCUUACUGAAAGUAGUAAAGGUUCUCUGAAUUGCCAAACUGCUUCACAUGAAGGACAAGUUGGGGAUUUAAGGAUUACAGUAACAAGAGAUGUACCUGAUGCAAGCACAAAGUUGGAAUGUAAAAAUGAUGGAAGUCAGUCUCCGGGAAUGUCACCCCAGAUGCUUGCACAGCGAAACUUACUUAAAGGAAUCACUGCAGAUGAGAGUGCAACAGUUCAUGAUACUGCUACUCUAGGUGUUGUGGUAGUUAGAUAUUGUGGAUACACGGCAGUUGUAAAAGUUCCAGUUGAGAUAAACUGGGAGGGAAGUCCUAUUCCCCAGGACAUUGACAUCGAGGAUCAACCUGAUGGUGGUGCUAAUGCAUUAAAUGUCAAUAGCUUGAGAAUGCUGUUACACAAGUCAUCCUCACCACAAUCAUCAAGUGUAGUUCAACGCUCACAGAAUGCAGAUUUUGGGGAUUUACGGUCUGCUAGGUGCUUGGUAAGGAAAGUACUAAGGGACAGUCUGUCAAAAUUGCAAGGAGAAGAUGCUAAGCAGAGGAGGUCUAUCAGAUGGGAGCUCGGUGCGUGUUGGGUGCAGCAUUUGCAAAAUCAAGCUUCUGGGAAGACUGAGCCAAAGAAAACUGAAGAAGCUAAGGUAGAGCCAGCUGUCAAGGGUCUUGGGAAACAGGGUGGAUUGCUAAGGGAAAUUAAGAAGAAGGCAGAUGAUAAGAGCAGAAAGACUGAGCAGGGAAAGGAGGGAGGUACUUGUAAUGGAUUUGACUUGAGCAAGAAAUUAGGUACCGCAGAUCAGAAGGAAUCAGAAAAGCCAGACUUGGAGAAGGAAAUGAUGUUGAGAAAGCUGCUUCCUGAACCAGCAUUUCUACGCCUAAGAGAAUCAGAAACUGGUCUUCACCUUAAGUCACCUGAUGAAUUGAUUGAGAUGGCUCACAGGUACUAUGAUGAUACUGCACUUCCCAAACUGGUAGCUGAUUUUGGCUCCCUGGAACUUUCUCCAGUUGAUGGGAGGACAUUAACUGAUUUUAUGCAUACCAGGGGUUUACAAAUGUGUUCAUUGGGACGUGUGGUUGAACUUGCAGAUAAGCUCCCUCAUGUGCAGUCUCUUUGUGUGCAUGAGAUGGUUGUUCGAGCUUAUAAGCACAUACUGCAGGCAGUUAUUGCAGCAGUUGAUGACAUCAGUGACUUGGGUGGGUUGGUGGCCUCGUGUUUAAAUAUAUUGCUGGGAACUCCUCAUGGAAAUGCUGAUGCAGACAUAAUUGAUGAUGACGACCUAAAACAGAAGUGGAUAGAAACAUUCCUCCUGAAGAGAUUUGGCUGGCAAUGGAAACGUGAAAGUUGUCAAGAUUUGAGAAAGUAUGCCACUCUUCGUGGACUUUGCCACAAGGUCGGACUUGAGCUUGUUCCUAGAGAUUACGAUAUGGACACUACAUCUCCUUUUAGAAAAUCAGAUAUUAUUAGCAUGGUCCCUGUUUAUAAGCAUGUCGCAUGCUCGUCUGCAGAUGGGCGUACACUAUUGGAAUCAUCCAAAACUUCUUUGGAUAAAGGGAAACUGGAAGACGCUGUCAACUGUGGAACUAAGGCACUUUCAAAGCUGGUGGCUGUCUGUGGCCCUUAUCAUCGAAUGACAGCAGGAGCAUAUAGCCUUUUGGCUGUAGUUCUCUACCAUACUGGUGAUUUUAACCAGGCGACCAUCUAUCAGCAAAAGGCUUUGGAUAUCAAUGAGAGGGAACUUGGUCUUGAUCACCCAGAUACAAUGAAAAGCUAUGGGGAUCUUGCUGUUUUCUACUAUCGGCUUCAGCACACAGAAUUGGCCUUGAAAUAUGUCAAUCGAGCAUUGUAUCUUUUGCAUUUAACCUGUGGGCCAUCCCAUCCAAAUACCGCUGCCACUUAUAUUAAUGUGGCAAUGAUGGAAGAAGGCUUGGGGAACAUCCAUGUGGCCCUUCGGUACCUUCAUGAGGCUCUCAAGUGUAACCAAAGACUUCUUGGAGCUGAUCAUAUUCAGACUGCUGCCAGUUAUCAUGCCAUCGCAAUUGCUCUUUCGUUGAUGGAAGCAUACUCAUUAAGUGUUCAGCAUGAACAGACAACUCUACAUAUACUGCAGGCAAAGCUUGGAUCGGAAGAUCUCCGUACACAGGAUGCUGCUGCAUGGCUUGAAUACUUUGAGUCAAAGGCAGUUGAGCAGCAAGAAGCUGCACGGAAUGGUACUCCAAAGCCAGAUGCUUCUAUUGCCAGUAAAGGCCAUCUAAGUGUAUCAGACCUUUUGGAUUACAUAAACCCAGAUACAGAUCUGAAGGGAAGAGACAACCAAAAGAAGCAAGCUCGUAUGAAGAUCAAGGGGAGGCCAUGUCAAAACCAGUGGGAAACAAUCACAGACGAGUAUCAAAAGGAUGAAACUUUAUCAACAACUUACCCUGUGACAGAGACCUCUAGUGAUAAAGAGAACAAGCAUGAAACUCAAAAUCUGGAAUCAAAAGAUGAGAAMCCUGCCGUUAGUCUAGUAAACGGGACCAUAGUGAAGCAACAGGAUGACCUGGUACAGGAUGAUACCACUGAUGAAGGAUGGCAGGAAGCUGUUCCUAAGGGUCGUUCACUUGCAGGCCGUAAGUCUUCUAGUUCAAGGAGGCCAAGCCUAGCAAAAUUGAAUACAAACUCCAUGAAUGUAUCAGAUUCUGGAAGAUACAGAGGAAGGCCUGCCAAUUUCCAAUCCCCUAGAACAUCACCAAAUGAGGCUACUGCUGCCACUGUUGCUGGUCCUGUUCCAAAGAAAUUUGUGAAGAGUUCAAGCUUCAGUUCGAAGCUCAACGGUUCUGCUACUUCUGUAACAGAAUCAGAGAAAUCUGCUAACUCAAAAUCAACCCCAGGUAGCCCUGCUCCAGCUGGCCAACAUACAAGGUCUGCAUCUCUGACAGCUGCAGCCAGUGCUGGGAAGCUCUUGUCUUAUAAAGAAGUUGCACUGGCUCCACCUGGUACAAUAGUGAAAGCUGUAGCAGAGCAGCUACCAAAAGAAAGCCAUGAUGAGCAUAACCCUCAGGCAAACAGCGAAUUGUCAACAACAGAGCCAACUCAUACUGAGGAGACAACAAUAAAGCAUGAAGAAGAAAAAAAGGUCCAGAAUCCGAUUGAAGGAGAUGAUCAACCAUUGGCUUCCACUGAAGAAAUAAAGAGAACUGCUACUGAAAAAGAUGUUGAACUAAGUAAUGUUAUAUCUGAACCCUUAAAAGAAAUGAAGUGUAGUCCUGUUGAAGAAGAAAAUGUAGAAGCUGAGGUAGCUGCACCCAUGGAGAUUGGAAAUUCUGAGUCCUUGAAAGAUUCAAAUACUCUUUCAUCUGAAUGUGAACUGCUAGAAGCAGGAGGUACUCUUAGGGAGACCCCAACUACUUUGUCCAACUCAGAACCUCAAUUUGUUUCAACAGAUGAUAAUUAUAGAUCCCUGCCAACAGGCAACCAGGCCACGAAUUCAGGAGAAAAGGUGGCAGAGGUAGGUGAAAAUCCACAAGAAUUAACCAAUGGGAAUGAGAAUGAGAAACUUUUGUCAGAAGAAGGGGAAAAGCAUGAAGAAGCAGAAGCUGGGAAAGAAACAAGCAAGAAACUUUCUGCCUCUGCACCUCCAUUUAAUCCAUCCAUAAUCCCUGUCUUUGGCUCAGUUCCCAUGACAGGUUUCAAAGACCAUGGAGGAAUUUUACCUCCACCAGUGAAUAUUCCUCCAAUGCUGAAUGCUAACCCUGUUCGUAAGUCUCUUCAUCAAUCAGCAACAGCACGGAUUCCUUAUGGCCCUCGUCUAUCAGGGGGGUAUAACCGAUCUGGUAAUCGAGUUCCACGUGCCAAGGCUGGUUUUCAGAAUGGUGAACAUGCUGGAGAUGGAAAUCACUUUAGCCCUCCUAGAAUAAUGAACCCAAAUGCAGCUGAGUUUAUACCAGGUCAGCCAUGGGUACCCAAUGGCUUCACAGUGACUCCAAAUGGUUUUCCAGCUCCCAUGCAUGGAGUUCCAGUCUCACCAAAUGGUUACCCAGUUUCGCCACAUAGUGUUCUGCUGUCACCAAAUGGUUAUCCAGGUUCUCCAAACAGUCCACUGGAAUCUCCAACACAUGUGAUUGUUGAAGUUGGUGAAGCCAAAACUGAAGUUCAUGCAGAACAGAAUGCUGAAACAUCUUUGAUGGAAAUGAAGGAAGAAGAUUCAAAUAACCAAAACAAACUAGAAGAUGAAUCUGUAGAGUGUGAAAAAACUGGUAUUAAAGUGGAAGAAAAUCCCAGAUCCAUAGUAGUGACUUCUGAUGAACUUGUGGUGGCAAAAGAAACUUGCACCAACAUAAAGGUUGAAGAAAAGCCAACCAAGUGUUGGGGAGAUUAUAGCGAUAGUGAAGCUGAGGUUGUUGAGGUUAUGAGUUAGAAAGAUAUUAACAUUUCUGGAGAGACAGAUGCAAGCUCACUUGUCUACAGAUUAACGGUUCACGUGAAAGAGAGAGAGAAAGAGAGAGAAAAGAAGUGACAAGCGAAUUAUUGCGGCAACCUGGAUGAUAAGGAAUAGAAAGAGUCAAAUUGGUUUUCUUUGCCUUCAAAUUUCUGGUAAGCAAGGCAAUGUGCUGAGUGUUUGUUACAAUUGGUCUUUAGAAACAAUGAAACCCAGUAGGAAGAUCUAGGCAUAUGCUGGUACAUGAAAGGAAUAUACUGAAGAGCAUUUGAAGGAGCUCUUUAGUAAUUAGUUCAGUGACUUGGGCUACUCUCUUCUACUUAGCAACCGAGACAAUAACAACCUUAAGAGGAUUUAAUUUUCCAGUACUUUUCUAGUUAGGGGGAACUGUACAUUGCUGUUAUCCUACCGUGAACUUGAGAUUUUCUUGCCUUGGGCAUUGAAUUACUGUGUAAAAAUCCUUUCAAUGAAAUUUCAUAUGCAGGAAUAUUAUUUGUAGUAA